This is a messenger RNA of Homarus americanus (American lobster), 3819 nucleotides long. Its product is annotated as LON peptidase N-terminal domain and RING finger protein 3-like. The transcript has 8 exons. Gene Ontology annotation, molecular function: protein binding. The record is from RefSeq and is a predicted model, not a curated record. Bases 131 to 2221 code for a protein of 696 amino acids. NCBI's taxonomy places the organism in Eukaryota, Metazoa, Arthropoda, Malacostraca, Decapoda, Nephropidae.
CAACCUGCUGCCGCGGGUGACAGACGUAGCAUCCUGGGGGAGACUAAAGCUGUGUGGUGUGAGCUGUGGCCCUGAGAUGACAGUCCGUGAUCGCUUUGCUGCGUGAUCCCCGCCCACAGCUGUCACAAAUAUGAGUUUACUUCAGGAGGCGAUGGAAAGGCCGGCUUUGGGUCGGAUUAUAUCCAGAGAAAUGUAUGAGAGAAUUCUAAAAGAAAAGGGACCUAACCAGGACGUGUAUAUAUCAUACGCCAGUUUCUUAGCGGAGGUGGGACAAGUGAUAGAGAGCCUGGAAGUGCUGUUCCAUAUGUAUAAGUUGUACACUAUGACCACGGACAAGCUCUACCAGGUGAUUAGUAAAAUAGUUGAGUACCUGAGACAAGACUGGCGUGAGAAUGGUGCAACUCCGUGUCGGAACGUAUUCUCGUGCCCGUGUUGUCUGGGCGUACUGCACGACCCAGUGACGCUACAUUGUGGACACACGUACUGCAAGAGAUGCUUGCUGAAGGAAGGUCUCAGAACUUGUAGGGUGUGUCAGUGUAAACUCAAGAAUUUGUGUGUGUCUAGUAUUAAGCCUAAUGUGCUAGUUGUGACACUAGUGGACAGGUGGUGGGCAGGGGAGGUGGAGGGCGUCAAGCUACGAACACAAGGCAACAAUCACGUUAAGGAUCAGAACUUGGAAAAGGCCGUUAAUCUCUACAAUGAAGCCUUGGAGUGUGCUUCCUAUGACCAUUUGCUGCUGAGCAAUCGUUCUCAUGUGCUACACACCUUAGGCUGUGCAGAGGAAGCCCUUAGAGAUGCUGAAGCUGCUGUUAGAUGUCGGCCCGAGUGGGCAAAAGGAUACUUUCGGAAAGCUGUGGCUCAGGCUUCACUUGGCCGCUUUGAAGAUGUUCUUGUCUCUCUUUUACAAUGUGCUGUCCUUGAGGAGUCCAACAGUUUGCGGAGUAUCAAGGAUGAGAUCGCCAAGGCACUACAUCGGUUGUUGGUGCGACUAGCUUCUGGUCAGAGGUUUAGCGUAGAUGGAAGAGGUGGACGUAAUCAUCAUUGUUAUUCCCGGCUUAGUCCAUCACUCUCGGACCCAUCCAUACCUCCCGAGUCAGAUUCAGAGGACAGCGAGGACAGUGAAGAUAUACGACAGCGACAUCCGUCUGGGGCCACUGCAAUGCCUAUUGAAGAGGUCCCUCAUCUUAGAAACAUAAUGGACAAAUUUUUUCAUGAAAUGGAGAGGAGUAAAAAAGUUAGGACUGGUUAUGUUCGUCAUGUUGAUCCAAGCAAUUUUGAGAAGAAUGAUUUUGAAUGCACACUGUGUUUUCGUUACCUGUACCAGCCUGUUACAACUCCCUGUGGUCAUUCAUUUUGCCGUACCUGCUUGGACCGCUGUCUUGACCACUCCACAAAUUGCCCCCUCUGCAAAACAUCAAUUAGAGUGUAUUUGGCAGAGCGGCGGUCUGCAGUUACAGAAUUCAUUGAGGUGGCCAUGCAAACUGUCAUGGCAAAUGAUUGUGUAGAUCGGCAACGGCAACACGAAGAAGAGAUGGAUGAGCUAGCUGCUGCUGGCAAAGAUCCUCACCAUGAAAUUCCCAUAUUCAUUGCAACUUUAGGCAUACCAACAAUCUCCUGUCCCUUACAUGUGUUUGAGCCCAGAUAUCGAUUGAUGAUAAGACGGUGUAUGGAAUCUGGUACCCGGGAGUUUGGGAUGUGCAUGCCCAUGGAGAAUGCAGAAAAUGGUUAUGCUGAUUUUGGGACCAUGCUUGAGAUCAGAGAUGUAGAAUACACACAGGACGGUCGGUCCAUUGUCAACACUGUGGGUUCAAGACGCUUUCAAAUUGUCAGCAAAAGUGCCAAAGAUGGAUAUAACACUGCAGCUGUGGAAUAUCUCCAGGAUGAUACUGUACCUACAAACAGUUUGGGUGAGAUUCGACGCUUGCAUGACAAUGUACAUCAACUUGCUUCAUGCUGGUUUGAAUCCAUUGAGUCUAUGACAAAGAGACGAAUCCUCAGUCACUAUGGCCCUAUGCCAUCUCUUGAGGGAGAAUACUGGACAAUACCUAAUGGCCCUGCUUGGAUGUGGUGGAUUGUGGCCAUUCUUCCUCUCGACUCACGGAUCCAGUUAUCCAUCUUACGCGAGACCUCAUUACAUCGUCGCUUGGAAGUCAUUCAUAAAAUCCUUCGCUGUGUGAUAAUCCAGCAGCCCACUCGGCAAACAGUUACUGCCUCUCAGUGACUAACCGUUUUAGUCAGUAGUGUAAUUAAUUGUCUGAGCCAAAAUUACUGCUGGAUCUUGGUUCUGGUUGUUUUAUUUCUUGUAAUAGCUCAAUUCAUGUAUUAUUUGUAUUAAAAGUACAGUAACCAGAAUUUAGUAACUUUGGCAGGAAGUCGGGUUAAUGACACAUGUGCUGUAUCUGAAGAUCUCGGAUCAUAAAACUUAACAAGAUGACCAAAUAGCCAGUAUUCUCUUAAGUAUAAUACUAGUACAGUACAUUGCUUCCUCUGCUCAACCCAUCUCAUGUGUAGGCAAGUUAAGGCAUUAAAUAGCACACUGUACCUACUUAUGAGACUGUGCAUAUUUAUCAGCAAGGAAUUGAGUGUACAGUACAGUAUAUAGUGACCAACAUAGAAUUUUCUUUUUGCUGGUUGCUUCUCAGGUCAAUAUGUUUAGAAAGUGACAUGUUAUAGACAUGUACUGAUGUCCAGGAAUAUUUAUUAAAUUAUUUUAUAACAAUCAUUGCGUGCAAGUAUACACAUAUGUAUCCAUCAUUUUUAUACUAAAUUGCAGUUUGCAAUUGAUUUCUUUUUUUUCCUCGCACCAUUUUCAUUUACUGGUAGUUUAUUGGUCUGUAAAAUCCUAUUGGGGUAUCAGAGCUCAUAUUCCUUAAGCUUUCCAAAGAUCAUUGUUUCAUUUUCAUCACUGCUGCUGUAUCCUGCAUUGUAAAAUUGUACCUUUAACAUAUGUUCAGGAAUUUGGUUGUAAGCAGUUAUCUUGUGCAUAUUUGUGAUUAAGUAAAUUGUUCUAAAACUAAAUUUGGUGAAUUUAGGCCUUGAUUUAUUUGUAUUACCUACUUGGUAUGUUCAUACCUGUGUUCUGGGGAAUCACAAUCUUUUUGCAAGAUAAUGAGAUUUAUCUUUGCCUUUACAGUAUUUGUAAAACGUGUGAAACAUGCAUAAACAUGUCAGAUUAAUGAUGUGGCCAAGACAGGUGCUGGUGAGCAGUCAAACACUAUAUAAGAAAGACGGGAAAGCGUUUACCUUUAUUGAUAAAAAAAACGUGAGCCACUGUGCUCCGAUCAAUGCCAUCUGUUGGCAACGCGGCUAACUAAAAGCCCGGGUAGCGUUUCCAUGGUAACCAGCAGAGUGAGCUGAUAUUACCUUGAUGUCUUUGCCUUGACGUCCUUAAUGCGUACACAUGCACUCACAUACAAUAUUGCACAGUACAUUCUAUACGAUCAAUGAUAUAUAGCAACAUGAAACAUGAGCUUGGUGAUCCGUUUUUGUACGUGUGCAUACAGCACAUGGGUGAUGGUGACCCCCACUCAUGGUUAAAUGUCCCGUGACCAACUGUAUGCUGUGGCUUAUGCAGUUUUUGCCUUGCAUUCCCCUCAUUCUUAUAUAGUCUUUGGUGAGCAGUGAAGGUUAUGUUGUCAAAUAUUCAUUGUUGGGGAAAUGUGUCCCAUGUCAAUUUUCCCAUUACUAUGACAUAUUUUCUUACUUGGAGCCAGUACACAAAACUUUGUGGACCAUCUGGAAUGGUAGUGAAUUAUAGCUUCUGUGCCAAUGAUGAGAGUUUCAUUUAUAAUUAAUCUUUGAAAUACAAAUUCUUAUUUA